CAAAAGAUACGCAAAACAAAAAAUGGAUCAAAAUUGUUGAAAUGUCCAUGAUCUUAUAAAGAUAUUAAAUUGAAUUGGUCAAAGUCUGGUGCAUCGACUGAUUUAACAAUGUCCUUCUUGCCACCAAAAUCGGCUAUUGUGAGGUUGACAUUAAUCUCAUUAUCUUCUUCGGUCACAAAAUGAGAUUCUUGUUCUUUAAUCUUGUAAUACUUCUUGCAAGAGCCUGCAACGUUUUUGCUAGCUUGACAAAUCUUAUGUCAGUAGCUAACAAACAAAUUUAAAACCAAAAUCAAAUGUUAUAAAUCUAAUAUAGUACCUAUUUUAACGCUAUAUUUUACAUUGAGAACUACAACAUACUGUUUUAGUAGUAAAAGUAAAUCAUUAUCGUAUCAUCUAGCCAUUCUGGAUUCACAAAUAACUUAUACAGCCACGUUUUGGACUCUAUUUUGUGCAUAUCCAGAAGAAACGGGACAUUGUGCAUGUUUUCCUCUUCAAUCCUGUACUUUCUAUCACAUCCUGAUAGAGUAUUAACUCCUAGAUUCUAGAGAGAAGUGAGAGCUAGAGAGAGAAGUGCAAUAAUAUGCUUCAAUAGAAUGAUUUUGUAACCCCUAUAACUACUCCCAAGGGGAGUAUUUAUAGAGAAAAUUAGGGUUGGGCUCCCAAGCCUUGGGCUUGGGAGGCCCAUUUACAACUGGACCGCUACUGGGCCGAAUACAAAGCCACUAAUGGGCUGUACAAAUGAGUAAGUAUAGGAUCCGAUUCUGGGAGGUCCUCGUGGCCGACGAGGGCGUGGCCGACGAGGGCACGGCCGACGAGGGCACGGCCGACGGGGGCACCCGGGUUCCUUGGACUCAGGAUCAUAAUCCGGGUUGGCUUCUUCUCGGCCGACAGGGGCGUCUUGGCCGACGAGGGCGCCACUCUGUUGUCUUGUGCUCUGUUCUUCCGAGUAUGUGGGUCCUGGGGCUCAGACCCAUAUACUCCAUCAGGAGUCCCCCACUCUCUAAGCUGAGAUGUAGACGAAGUGAAGGAGAGUAGAUUUCUGUGCUUUGUUGUUUUUGGCCGACGCGGGCAUUUCCAGGCCGUUAGCCGUUGCGGCGUUGGCGUUGUGUCCUCUUUGGUGAUCAUGUUCCUCGCUGUGGGCGGGGAGGCCGUUGUUUCCUUAAUUUGUUUUGGGACGAUGAGCGUCCUUUUUUCAACGGUGGCCGUUGAAGGCGCGCUUUCCCUUUCCUGGCCGUUGGUGGUUGAAGUUUAUGUUUGGGCCGGUGAGGUUGUUCCUUGCUUUGAGGAUGAUGGCGUCCUUUCCUUUGGGUGGCCGAUGAGGGUGCUCGCGCACUCCUUUUGGCCGUUGCUGGUUGGCCUUCGUGUUCUUGGCCGAAGGGCCCGUCAAGAUUAAUUGUUGGCGGAGGACGAUGAGUGUCCUUGCCUCUAGUGGCUUGUUUGCCGUUGCUAGUGACGUUAUGGGCCUUUGGCCGAUGAAGUUCCGUUGUGCUGUAUGGAUGAUGUGGCCAUGCUUUGUGGUUACCUUAUUCGCACUCUUUUGUUUUGUUGAGGCCGGUGUAGUCCCCCAGUCCCCCACUGCUUCAGGCCGAAGAGUGUGAGGGGUGAAGGAGUUGCUUGAGUCCCUGGCCGAAGCGGUCUCGCCGUAGUCCCCCUGAAUCCAACUCUCAUGGCGAUUUUCUGGCCAAGGUAACCCUGUGGGAGAACCCUUGUGCGCAGAUCGCUUGUAGAGAGUUAUCAUCAAGGGUUAUUACGAGGAGCCGAAGGCUGUGGGCUAUUUGUCCCCUUUGUUCUGUGGCCGUUACGUUCCUGGCCGUUGCCGUCCACUUAUUGUCUGGCAUUUGUGAUAUUGGCAAGCAGAUGGGACGUUGUGGGCGCUUGUUGGCAGUUGUAAAGCCGUUGAGCGUGUGUAGGCCGUAGAGUCUGAUUUGCCAGUGGGCCGUUGAUAUGGGUUGGUCCUGGCCCGUUGGUGACGUGGUGGCCCCCCAGUGAUGGCCGUUGAUGUGGCCAUUGGGAGAGUGCCACGUGUAGUGACCGUUGGUGGGGGGGUCUAUAAAUACCCCUUCCCCUCCGACGAAAAAUCACGUUUGCAUUCUGAAUUUGUCGAAGUGCUGGCCGAUUUUCUAGAGAGAUAAACUCCCAAGCUUGUUCUUCGUGUUCGUCAUUGUUUGAGGUUAGUGUUCAUCACGAUCUUCCUCGCUUUUCAUAUUUUGCUCCGUAAGUAGUUGAUCUAGUGUUAGGCAUCUAAACACCUUUAGAUCGUAAGUUCUCCUUAAGCCCGUAGUAGUAAUGAAGAGCUUGAACGACGACUACUACCCCUACGACGACCAGCCUUCCACGAGGUCGCUUGACUACGAGGUGCUCGAGGAGUUUGAGGAGGAGAUUGAGCGUUUAAGUCCAUACAAGUCCGCGGAGCUGAUGGACGAGGAGGGCGAGGACGAGGAGUCCGCAUCCUCUUCAAAGGGUGAGGACGUAGAUGCGUCCCGAGUGGUGGACGAGGCGUCCACUUCUGCUGUCAUUCCGUGCCCGAGGCCGGUGUCCGCCGUUAAGGGAGCUGCCAAGCCGAAAAGAGUGAGGAGGCCGAAGAGUGGGCCCGGCGUCUCCUACUUGGAUCUCACCAACAUCUACCUGAUAAAGCCGGAGAGCAGUGCGGCCGACUAUCUGGUUGCCCAGAUGUACGUGGGGCCGUUUGGGCGGGUUAGGGCGCCCAAGCUGACGGACCAUGUUCUUCUUCCACCACCGGGAUACUUUGGAGUAUACCCGAUGAGUUUUGCUAAGGGGUUGAGGUUUCCUCUUCACCCUUUCAUUACUGAGUACUUGGAUAUGGUAGGGCUUCCUCCGGCCUUGCUGACGCCGAACAGUUACUCCCUGAUGGUGGGGUUCUUGCUCCGGUAUGAGGAGUUGAGCUACAAGCCGACAACGGCAUUAUUUAUGAAUCUGUACCAGAUAGGCCGAGGAAGCCACAAGAACUGUGCGGCCUACGCGACUCUUCAGCAGCUGUCGAAGAAGAGGAGCUUCACGGAUUUGCCCAUGUCCAUUCAUGGGUGGAAGAGCAAGUUCGUGUUUGUGUCCAUUGGUGAGAGUGGCACCGAGUUUCCCUCCCUCGGCCACACCGGGAGAUUUAAUCUGCAUGACCCGCCGAAGAGCUCUAUUUUGGACGCUCAGGUGGAGGCUUUCCUGGAGGGGGGGCCGAGGAGCGUGAAAGAUUACAUCACUGAGUACAAGAUGGCCGCCCUCGGCUUCGUGAGGUACUACGUUUAUGGUGACAAGGAGGAUGACCUCCAACUCUGGUCGAGGAUGACCACCACCUUUGAGGAGGCCGACGGCCCGGACUUGGGCAUUCCUACUGAGGCCGAUGGUAAUUCCUUCUUCGGCUUUCUGUCUUUAUGUUUUGUCCUUUGCCUUACUAAUGUGUAUGUUUUUCCCUUGUAGAUUUUGUCAUGGACCGCCGUUCCAUGAUGGCUAUUGCGAAGGCCAAAGCGGCCGAGGAGAUUGCUGCUAAGGCGGCCGAAGCGGCCCGGCGUGCCGCUGCUGGUGGGAGCGGGGCUACUGCAGAUGCGGCCCCAAAGCCUGCCCCAUCCAAGAAAAAGAGACCGGCCACUGACGGCCAGAAAAAGUUGACCGAGGCCGGCGUGAGCGUCUCUAAGAAGACGAAGAGGGCUCCUUCCCCUUCUCCGGCCAGUGAGGUCGGUACGCUUGCUGUCCCCAGCGUGGGCGAUGGUGGUCCCGUCGUGGACCUUACUGUUGCUGGUGAUGCCGCCCCAGCGCUGCCUCUCGUCCAGGAACCACGGACGAAGAGGGCCGGCAAGGAGAUCGCCGGUGACACCUAUCAGAAAGUGAUAGAGUACCCCGUCGGCAGGGGCGUGUUUAAUGAGCUCGUCCCCGGCCACGUCGUCCUUGCCAAGGCCAUGCCGGCCAAAGAUCGGGCUCAUUUGAAGAAGCUCGAGGACCCGAAGAUUUAUGAGGGCGGCAUGGAUCUUCUCGUCCAAAGUGCCUUCAUGCUUAUGGAAAGCCAUAAGAGGCAGUACUGGGAGAUAGUCCGCCUGCAAGCGCUGGAGCAGAAGGCUGCCUCGGCCGACGAGGCGGUAGCUUGCCUUGACCGGCUCCGGGAGGAUGCCAAGGCACUGCAGGCCAAAGCUGAUGAGGCCGUCGCGGCCAGGGACGUUGCCCUGGUCAAGCUCGAAGAGAGCAAAAGGGAGCUCGCAGAGUCCCAUAGGGCCCUUGAGGCCGAGAAGCGCAGGAGCGAGGAGGCUGCCAAGGCGAAGGCUGAGGCCGAGGCCGCCGUCGUGAAGGCUGCCGAUGAGGCCGUCGAGAAGUUCUUGGCCGAGGGGUGGAAGGCCGAUGAGAGGCUCCCCUGGUGCUACGAAGUGGUGGCCGCCAGGCUGGAGAAUUGGGGGAUGAACUCCCCUGCCGGCCGGGAGUAUUUCAGCCAGGAGAUGUCCGUUUACUACAACCUGGGCCAGGAGCGGAUGCAAAGGCUCCUGUAUCGGCGGCUAUCCCGGGCGUUGAAGGCCAUGAAUUACACGGCUGGAUGGGCUAGACGGAACCUGAAGCUCCCAAAGCCGAUGAAGGAUCCCGAAGAGCAGGCCACGCUUCCGCUGUCGGAGCGGGAGUCCCCCAUAGAAAGCUCCGGCCUCGGCGAGCCGGACUACACUGAGUUCGACUUCCUUGAUGAUGCUACCAGUGCUGCACCUCAUGCCGGCCAAGAAGCUGAGGACGAAGGGGGAGCUGAUGAGGCCGAUGAGGCGGUCGCAGAUGGAGGUGCCCCCGAAGCUUAAUCGGCUAUUUUUUGUAAUUAGAUUUUCAAAUUUUUUGCCAAGUGAUGUAACGGCCGUAGUGCCCCCCAAUUGUAAUGAAAUUUAUCAAUUGAAGAAAUUUUUGCUGUCCUUUUCGGCCUUGAAUCCUUUGUGUGCUUGUUUGCUUUGUCAUUUCAAUUCUGUAAAUUGUCGAAGUAUCAAGUCAUAACUUGGGUCACCCGCGAGUGUCCGCUACGUCCGUGAGGUUGGCCUUCCCGUCCAGUAGUCUGGUCGGCCUAUGCCUCUUUGCUUUACUGUCAUAACACUUGGGAUUUCGUUUCAAAAAAUUUCCCAAGUGUUUUUGGGUCCAUGUAGUUUCAUAACACUUAGGAAUUUUUCAGAAUUUUUCUAAGUGUUUUGGGAUCCACUUAGGUGCUUUCCUUUCGGCCUGGUGGCCUGGUCGGCUUGACCGGUGUUCCUUUGCUAUCAUAACACUUAGGAUUUUUUCAAAAAAUUUCCCAAGUGUUUUUGAUUCCUUUUAGGUGCUUCCCUUUUUAGCCCUGACCGCAGUGUCCGUUCCGUCCAGGCGUUGGCGUCCUUAUCGUCCUGGCCUUGGAUUCAUCCCAGGUGUUUUAUCCAGGGCCGUUGUCGGCUUGUAUCCCUGUGUUCUGGCCGAUAAGGGCACCUUCACCAUAGUCUUGUGGAUUUUGAAUUUUUCACAAGUACACAUGUAGAGGUGUAGGUGGUUAACGGCUUCGUAGUAUGCUGGUACCCGCUUCGGCUAGAAUUCCUUCGUUUGAGUACUUAGAUAAUUUCCUGAGUAGAAAUGUCAGGUGUUUACGUCUUUGCGGUGCUAUUGCCGGCCAAGGUCUGGCUUGUGGCCGAUGAGGGUGCUGGAUAAGGAACAUCUUGUCCAAGGAGGUGGUCCUACCUUCGUCGGCUAGCCAUGGUUCCAGUGCCUUCGUCGGCUAGUCAUGGUUCCAUGGCAAGUAGAGGUCGUGUUUUGAUUACUUGAUCCUUUCGCGGGUGUGAUAAGUGCCCGCUUCGUCCCG
This is a messenger RNA of Cuscuta europaea, 5785 nucleotides long. The record is from the annotation of a GenBank genome assembly. NCBI's taxonomy places the organism in Eukaryota, Viridiplantae, Streptophyta, Magnoliopsida, Solanales, Convolvulaceae.